AUGUUAACAACUGUUGUCUCUAUUUCAGGUGAUGAUCGAAUAUUAAUCUUCGCAAGUCCCGAACAAUUACAAAUUUUACAAACGUCUGAAGAAUUCUUAGUUGACGGCACAUUCAAAGUUGUUCCUGAAAACUUCUAUCAACUGUUUAUUAUCCAUGCUGUUUAUCGUAAUUAUGUUGUUCCUGUGAUUUAUGCUUUAUUAAGACGAAAAAAUACUGAUACUUACCAACGUUUAAUUGACGAAAUCCUCAAGAUUGCUCCAAAUUGGUCGCCUCGCUUGAUAAUGAUGGACUUUGAACAAGCAUCUAUUAAUGCCUUUCAAACCAAAUUUCCAAUUAUACAUCUGUCAGGAUGUUAUUUUCAUCUUCGUCAAAGUAUCCAUCGAAAAUUACAGGCGCACAACAUUCAUAAAAUUGCAGCAUUGGCGUUUUUGGAACCCGGCUCUGUCGUUGAUGGAUUUGAAUUAUUAUGUGAAGAAAUAGGCGAGAGAUAUGAUGAUAUUUUAGAUUACUUUGAAUCAACGUAUAUAGGAAAGUUAAGAUCAAAUCGAAUUCGUCGAAAACCAUUAUUUGACAUUUCUUUCUGGAGAAUGCAUAAUCGAACAAAACAAUCUUCUAUGAGAACAAACAAUUGUGCGGAAGCAUAUCAUCGAAGAAUUAAUUCAACUUUCCAAUGUGCUCAUCCGACGCUGUGGCUCUUUGUACAAAAAAUAAUCGAUGAAGAAAAAGUUGUUCACGCUGAUCUGGUUCACAUCAACGCUGGUGAACCACCGAAGAAAAAGAAAAUCAAUGAAAAUUUGGAAAGACGUCUGUUAAAUCUUCUGACUACCAAUCACUCACAUAUAGCUGUACAACUCAAUUCGACUGCCUAUAGUAUUUCUCUAUAA
This is a messenger RNA of Adineta ricciae, 885 nucleotides long. Lineage: Eukaryota; Metazoa; Rotifera; Eurotatoria; Adinetida; Adinetidae. The record is from the annotation of a GenBank genome assembly.